Ziziphus jujuba (common jujube) is the source of this 777-nucleotide messenger RNA. RefSeq names its product calcium-transporting ATPase 12, plasma membrane-type-like. The transcript has 3 exons. Gene Ontology annotation, cellular component: intracellular membrane-bounded organelle. Gene Ontology annotation, molecular function: P-type calcium transporter activity; nucleotide binding. Bases 1 to 777 code for a protein of 258 amino acids. Lineage: Eukaryota; Viridiplantae; Streptophyta; Magnoliopsida; Rosales; Rhamnaceae. The record is from RefSeq and is a predicted model, not a curated record.
AUGAGGAAGGUCGACCGGGAACAUGGAAGAUAUUAUCAGCAAUUACAUUGGAAAGGCCUUGCAACCACAAUAUUAGCCAUGUGUUCCCAUUACUAUGAUAGAAAUGGCGAAAUAAAGGACAUGGACGAAAACAAGAGAGGGGCUUUUAAACAUAUUGUUGAAGGAAUGCAGUCUGACCAUCUCAGAACUGUUUCCUUUGCUUACAAGGCAAUUGGUGUUUCAAUUCUACAAGAUAAUGACUUGAUCUUAGUAGGAAUAUUAGGCUUGAAAAGCACAUGCUGCACAGAGAGAACAGAUGCAAUUAGUGCUUGUCAAAAUGCUGGAGUGAAAAUCAUACUUGCUUCUGAAGAUGAUAUAUCAGUUUUGGAAAACGUAGCUCACAAGUGUGGAUUAAUGCUUCCCAACUCAGACAGGCUUCAGGGUGAAUGUUUGAAAAAGAAAGGCAAUGUUGUGGCAGUGGUUGGAACCAGGACAACUUCGAGUGCUGCACUACAAGAGGCUGAUGUUGGGGUGGCAAUGGGAUUUGGAGCAGUGAAAUGCAACAUUCUGAAAUACAUCCAACUUGAGCUCACAAUGAUCAUAUCAGGGACAUUGAUUACCUUCAUCACCACUGUGUCUUUGGUAGAUGUUCCAAUUACGGCGAUUCAAUUGAUCUUGGCAAACUUCAUUGUGAACCUUGUAGGUGGAUUUGCUCUACUGUCAGAACCACCCACAGAUGAACUGAUGAACAAUCCUCCAAUAAGCCCAACAGAAACUUUCAUCCCAAAAUCCAUGUAG